AGACGACCCAGAAAAGAGCACUUUUUGAAUAAUUCAGUUUCUUUAGUUCUAUUUUUUACCGAAAAGAGGUUGUUGUUGUAUCUAAACUUUGGUUGGAUUGAAAAUUCAUUCAAUAACGAAGUUUUAGAUCGUUCAGUCCACCUGUGCAUACAUUAUCGGGACCAUGAAUGUAUGCUUCAAGCUGGUGAUAGUUUCACUCAGUCUGUUGAUUGCCCGAGUAGCCAGUAAUUGUAAUACAAGCAUCGCAUCACAUAAUCCUGGGACUUUCUGGAGGCAUCCUGAUAACUGUUUGAUACACCGUUGCAAUGAAGAUGGCACAGUCACCAGUUACAAGAAAAAUUGUCCAAAAAUUCAGUGCUCAUCUACGAAACUGCAGGUGAGAGACUGUUGCCCGUACUGCGAUGAUGAUGGUAAUCACGACAUUCCUGACAAUGGGGACCGAUCCAAUGGUUACAAAACUCAUGCUUGCAAACGGGAAUGCAAAAGUGGCGAAACAAUGGUAUGCAAAUACACUUUUGAAAUUAGUCAAUUCGAAGCAGCCAGUACUGCAUGCGGUGAUUGUCCAUUCAAUUUGACGGACUGUGAUCGGAAAAACUGCAUAAUAGCAGAUGGAGUCCCACGGUUGAUAAUACCUGUCGAACGAAGUAUGCCUGGACCAACAAUUCACGUCUGCAAGGGUGAUACGAUAGUAGUGGACAUCGAGAAUCAUUUGGUAACUCAACCGUUUACAAUGCAUUGGCACGGUAUCCUUCAGACCUUUACUCAGUACAUGGACGGUAUUCCACAUAUUACUCAGUGCCCCAUCUCACCGGGGAACAUCUUUCGCUACACUUUCCCUGCUUACGAGGAGGGAACAUUUUUCUAUCAUCCUCACGUCGGAACUCAAGUUGUGAACGGCUGUUUAGGUGGCUUGAUUAUCAGACUACCGGAUUCAGAGAAUCCUCACAGAAAACUGUACGACUUUGAUCUUUACGAACAUUUCAUUGCUCUCCAGGAUUGGUCACAUUUAUAUGGAGAAGACCAUUACGCAAAAGCAAUCUUUGGAAGCGCUGUUCCAUUACCAGACAGUAUCCUCAUAAACGGUCGUGGACCCAUCUUUUCACAGAUUCAGUUACUUGGCGUGAGAGGAAACGUGAAUGUGACCAAAGUAAUGCAAAUUCCAUUUGCAGAGUUUACGGUCGAAAAAGGAUACAAAUAUAGAUUUCGUAUACUUAAUGGUGCCUCUUACAGUUGUCCUUUGUCUUUGUCUAUUGACAACCACACAAUGACAAUCAUUAGCACAGAUGGUGCGGAUGUGGAGCCUGUUGAAGUGGACCAGAUGGUCACCAAUGACGCGGAACGGUAUGACAUUAUGUUGAAUGCCAAUCAAGUUGUUGCCAACUACUGGAUUCGUGUUAAGGGAAUUGAUGAUUGCGAGCCUAUGAUGCUGCAACAACUGGCGAUAUUACGAUAUAAAGGUUCACCCCCUAUAAACCCAAAGCAACCCAAGGAUUAUGAAUAUCCGCAGAUAAACGGUACACGAUUCGGAAAUGUAAUGGAUCCUGAAGGCACCAUCAUCAAAGUGUCAGACUUACGUUCUUUAGGUCCACUGGAAGAAGGCAUUGAUACUGACAGUCCGGAUUACAAGUAUUAUGUUGAUAUUGCGACGAGUACUCUCUUCAAUCCAAUACUGUCGCCAUAUCCAGACAAUAGGCCAGUACUAAACGCGCAGAUGAAUAAUAUUUCGGUAAUUUUGCCUCCGGGAAGUCUACUAACUCGACCAAAUGUUCCUGAAGAUAUUUCCACAAUAUGCAAUGAGACAACACAUGGCAACAAGAACUGUUCCGAGGAAUUAUGCAGAUGUGUACAUAUAAUCAACGUUAGGCGGAAUGCCAUAUUGGAAGUUAUCAUGUAUAAUACAGGGUUUGAUAAUAGACGUUUUCAACACCCAAUGCAUUAUCAUGGAUAUACUUUUCGCAUUGUUGCAAUGGAGAAAACUUCACGUAUAACAAAGGAACAGCUGAUGGAAAUGGACUGGAGAGGUGAGAUCAAGCGAAAUUUCAAUAUGCCGACCCGUAAGGAUACUGUUAUUGUAUAUGCACCAGGAUACACAAUUUGGCGAAUAAACACCACAAAUCCUGGAAUUUGGCUCCUACAUUGCCAUCAGCAAUUCCAUUUGACAAUGGGAAUGGGCGUCCUUAUUAAAGUAGGAGAAUAUUCUGAUUUACCACCUAUUCCGGCGGGAGUACCAGUUUGUAAGGAUCACCUGCCAGUAUAA
Hermetia illucens (black soldier fly) is the source of this 2257-nucleotide messenger RNA. RefSeq names its product laccase-2-like. Gene Ontology annotation, cellular component: plasma membrane. Lineage: Eukaryota; Metazoa; Arthropoda; Insecta; Diptera; Stratiomyidae. Gene Ontology annotation, molecular function: oxidoreductase activity; copper ion binding. The coding region runs from base 164 to 2257 and encodes 697 amino acids. The transcript is spliced from 3 exons. Gene Ontology annotation, biological process: iron ion transport. The record is from RefSeq and is a predicted model, not a curated record.